CCCAAGUCUCUUCCCCUUGGCCUUCUUCUCUUCCAUGCCAUAAGUUUUCUGACUAGCUUUGCAAGUUUCCAGAGUUUUGUUUUGUUUAUGAGUUGGGUUUAAGAUUUAGGUUUGAAUCUCUGUUGCAGAUUGAAAUCUCACAGAGUUUUCUGAAUUGGGUUUUUUUGUUUCAGCCCCAAUACUGUUAUCUGUGAUUCUUAAUCAGCUCUAGUUUUCCAUCAUUGUAUUAGAUUUCUUGGUGUAUUUUUGCAGCCCAUCUGAGAUCUUGUUUGUAUUGGUGCUUCAGAAUCUAAUCCUGCGUUUGUUAUAGUUUUUUCAAUUCUCUGUACUGGUCAUAUGGUUUUGAUCCUAUUACUGGUUUCUGGAAUCCCACUGGAUAUAGGUCUGAUGUCAGUGUUUGUAUUGUUUUUUAUGUGGGUUUAUAGUUUCAGUCCUUAUCGUAGCCCCUGCUAUUAGGAUCCCCUUUUUGUAAGUAUAUAUUUAGAGAAAAAGUCAAAAUAGCAGGAUUAGGUUAAAAAAGUGAUAGAGUAUGAAAAGAUCUUGGCCCUCUUAGGGUGAAUAAGGGAUAGUUUAUACAGAGAUUCUGGACCUCUGAGCUGAUAAGAGAGAUUUGGUUUCUUCAUAAUAGUCCUUGGUAACUGAUAAGGCUUGAUUAGGAAGGUGAUAAUAUUAGCUAAAUGGCUCCUCCAUCAAAUGUAAUUGUGCCCAAUUCAAUGAUGGGCAUGAGUGCAUGCACAAAUUCCACAAUUUUUUCUGGUGGGCCUGUGAUGCAACAGCUGAACUCAGGCUCUGAGGAAGACCCACAUCAAAUCAUUGAUGGGAGGAAGCAGAAAAGAAUGAUUUCCAAUAGAGAAUCUGCAAGGAGGUCCAGACUGAGGAAACAGCAGCAUUUGGAUGAAAUGAUAGCAGAGGCAGCUCAUCUCAGGGCAGAAAACAAUAAGAUCCUCACAAAAUUCAAUUUUGUUUCUCAGAAUUACAUGAAUCUGCAAGAGGAGAAUAUUGUGCUUAAAAUCCAUGCAGAUGAAUUAACCCUCAAGCUGCAGUAUCUGAAUAUGGCAAUGCAAUGGGCUGGGAAACUGAAUGGUCUGGAUUUGAGUUCAUCAAAUGGCCUUUUGGAUCCAAUUCCCAUGGGUAACAACAAGUGGCAGCACUUCCAGCCUUCCAUUUUUGAGCCCUUAACAGCCACAGAAAUCUACCAGUAGUUUUUCUCCCAAAUGUAUUUACUUUCAAUGAGCCCACAUUUGUUCCAAACAAUGCACCUAUAAAUGAUGUACAUUACACAUACAAAACAAAGCCAAUAUUGAACCACAAUUACUAUACCAUUAUCACAACGCCUUCAAGCAUACAUACUUGAACGUAAUCAAUUAAAUAUUUACAUAUGAAUGUACAUACUCUAAAGCAGAAUGACCAAAAUAUUUUAUAUAUAUAUAUAUAUAUCAGUUUAUUUGGUUUUCAA
This is a messenger RNA of Cryptomeria japonica (Japanese cedar), 1456 nucleotides long. RefSeq names its product bZIP transcription factor 53. Gene Ontology annotation, cellular component: nucleus. The transcript has 2 exons. Gene Ontology annotation, biological process: positive regulation of DNA-templated transcription. The record is from RefSeq and is a predicted model, not a curated record. The coding region runs from base 678 to 1202 and encodes 174 amino acids. Gene Ontology annotation, molecular function: transcription cis-regulatory region binding; DNA-binding transcription factor activity. Lineage: Eukaryota; Viridiplantae; Streptophyta; Pinopsida; Cupressales; Cupressaceae.